AUGAGCGACCUACUCAAAUACAUCCUCAACAAUGAGGAAGCGUUCCGCAGAAACCGCCUCCCAUCCCUCUACUCCGAUUUCACACCGCAGAAGAAAACAAACCCAGACGGCUACGCCGUCAACGUCGCCGCAUGGGAACAAGCACUCAACCGAGCCGCGAAGCGCGGCUACACAUCCUCCCGCGGAAUCCGCAUACGAUCCGGGUCGAAUAUCUCAGCGAAGAACGAUAGUUCAGCAUCGCCACCAGCAAAGCGAAAGAAGACGGAUCACCUUAUUCUGCGGACAGAUGAGUCCUUGCUUAGGGAUUUGGAGAGUGCUGAGUGGGGGAGACCUGUUGCGCUGGGCACUGUUUUCGAUGAGGCAAUGCACAAACGCUCUAUGAUCCCUUUGCCGGUUUACAAGACUACUGCUGGGCUUUUGCAGAAGAGUCAGUGGAGGGUUAUUGAUCCUGGUGUUUUGAGUCCGUGGAAUGUUAUGAGUUGGGGUGUUAGGCAGCUUAAGGGGUUUGUUGUUGGUUUGGAGAGUGAUUCGGCGCCGAAGUUGCAGGUGCAGGAGUUGGUUUUGGUGGAGAAUUUGCAGGAAACAGCAGACUUGGCCGUGAAGAAGGCUACUGGCGGCAAUUGCUCGAAACUGGAUCUAAUAUACUCGAAAGAAAGCUUUGUUGAGGAGUUUGCAGGUAUACUGAAUGAUGCGACAGAGUUAUCAGAUGCCGAUUUUGAUAUUUUAUUGCUCUAUUUGUCCCGCGACAGCGGUGCUAUUGCAUAUGAUGGCAAGACAAUCAAGUUCAAAUCCGCAGGCGAGAUGCCAGAGAUUACACAACAAGACACAACCAUUGCGUCUAUCAAGACGUUGGUAGCGACGAUGUCUAAGCAGGUCACGAAUUUGGAGGCUAAGAUCAUCGAGCUGAACACAUCUGCGAAGACAGCACUGGCAAACAAGAACCGAGUUUCGGCGCUAGCCGCUGUGAGGUCAAAGAAGAUGGCUGAACAGAACCUCAAGCAGAGACUUGACACUCUUAUGCAGCUCGAAGAGGUCUACGCCAGAAUCGAACAAGCUGCCGGUCAGAUCGAGAUUGUGCAGGUCAUGCAGGCAAGCACUGGGGUUCUCCGUGGUCUUCAUACACAGAUUGGUGGCGCCGAAAAGGUUGAGGAUAUCGUUGAGGAGUUGCGUGAGGAGAUGACCAAGGUGGAUGAGGUCGGCAGCAUUAUGAACGAAGCCGGCCCGGUCAUUGAUGAGGGAGAGAUUGAUGAGGAGCUUGAAGCCCUGGAGAAGGCUGACAGGGAAGUGCAGGAGAGGGAAGAAGCAGCAGCCACUGAGAGGAGACUGGCCGAGCUGGACAGUGCCAAGCAAGCCUCCGACGAAGCUACCCGGAAAGCACAGGCGGCCAAGAAUCUGGAGUCUGAGCUUGCAGGCAGCAUUGAAAGACUUUCCAAUAUGUCUGUUGAAGAUCGCCCGAUGCCAGCGAAAUAG
This is a messenger RNA of Penicillium canescens, 1470 nucleotides long. Its product is annotated as putative vacuolar sorting protein SNF7 family protein. Gene Ontology annotation, biological process: late endosome to vacuole transport via multivesicular body sorting pathway; vesicle budding from membrane. Lineage: Eukaryota; Fungi; Ascomycota; Eurotiomycetes; Eurotiales; Aspergillaceae. The record is from RefSeq and is a predicted model, not a curated record. Gene Ontology annotation, cellular component: cytoplasmic side of plasma membrane; multivesicular body; ESCRT III complex. Bases 1 to 1470 code for a protein of 489 amino acids. The transcript is spliced from 4 exons.